AUGGCUUCAUCAAACCAUUGUUCAUUUUGCAGAAAAAAUCCAGGCAUUUGUAUUUGUUCUGGGUGUCGAGCAUAUUUUUGUGAUGAUCACUUUAAAGAUCAUCGUGGAAUGUUAGCUAAUGAAUUAGAUGGACUUACCACCGAAAGAGAUGUUAUUCAAGAAAAAAUCAGCAAGGCUAUUUCUCAUCGGCAGUCCGCCGGUUCACUUCUUUCACGGAUCGAUGAAUGGCAACGAACUACUAUCGAGAAAGUAAAAGAAGCCGCCGCACAGGCUCGAGAACAGGCCUUUCAAAUUAUGAAUUUAAAACGAGAAGAAAUUACGAAACAAUUUGAAAUUAUAUCGCAAGAGUUGAAAGAACUAAGUGAUACUAAAUGUGUUCUUGAACAAGAUUUAACACGGCUUAAACAGGAUAUUGAUCAACUGAAUCAAGAUCUAGAACAACUUUCUCAACCACCACCGGCCAAACUAAAUGUAAAACAAAGUGAACAAAUUGUAUGGCAUCAAAUGAUCUAUGUUGAACAACAAUCCACAGAUGCUGAUCAACAACGCAGUCAAUCAGGACAGCAAAUGCAACAUUUGGAACUUGCUGGCAUGGAUGCUGACUUAAACUUUCGCAUAGCUUUAAUAAAAAUUCAACAUUCACUUACGAAUGAAGACCGUCAACAACUGAAUUUUAUAUUCGGUGAUGAUAUCCCACGUGUUUUACGUGAAAACGGUUCACUUGAAAAUUCAAUCAAUGCAUUACAGGCAACUUUCGAUAGGUUGAAAAUAUCGAGAACUAAUUAUGAAUACCUUGUUCAAGCAUUGCAAGCUAUUCAACGUCAUGAUUGUGCACAACGCUUAAUUGAUUAUGCUAGGUUUAACCAAGAAAUUAUACCACCUUUAUUAAAUUGGCAACACCAACAAAAUCAAGCUGAAACAACAAUCGGAUCGCGAAUAAGUAAAUCGCAAGUAGUUGCUUCAGAAAUACUUGCGGAUCUUGAUGAUGAAGAUGAUGAUGAAUGA
Molecule: messenger RNA, 1005 nt
Organism: Adineta steineri
Lineage: Eukaryota; Metazoa; Rotifera; Eurotatoria; Adinetida; Adinetidae
Source: the annotation of a GenBank genome assembly